UGUCCAGGCACGCACGGUCUACAAAUAUUUUUGUUCAGCUAACUUAUAACUUCCUCAAGAGGUGAAAGCUAGCCAUGUCAAAGAAUGAAGAAGCCAUGGAUGAUUUUGAUGUGGACAAAGGGUUGGAUGAUUUGGGCCAACGCCCUAAAAGGAGACAAAAGACAAAGAAGAAAAUGCUACUAAAGAAAGCUGCAGAUGAUAAGGUGGUGGUAAAGGUGAAUAGCUUUGGUGUUCAUGCAGGUAAAGAAUGGACAGAACUGACCAAUUAUAUUGGUGUCUUAGUGCGGGAUCAUGUUUCCAUAGUGCAUGAUGAAUGGAGACAUGUGAAAGUUAAACUUAAAGAUGAAAUGUGGAACCAUCUUAAGGAAUUGUUCGUGUUGAGUGACAAUUCAAAAAAACAUGUGUUAGCUACUAUGAGUGUAGCUUUCAGAAAUUUCAAAUCUAUGCUGCGAAAUGACUUUAUCUAUCAACAUGCGCAUAACCUGGAGAAGUUAGCAUUACCUCCCACGGAGUACAAACAGAUUUCGAAGAAAGAAUGGAAAUUAUUUGUGAAGAAAACUUUCUCUGAAGAAUUUGUGGAGAAAAGCCAAAAAGCGAAAGCGCGCCGAAAAAAGCACAAAUUGAACCACCGAUUGGGUUCUACUGGAUAUGGAGGCUUGCUUGUAAAGAAG
This is a messenger RNA of Cuscuta epithymum, 671 nucleotides long. NCBI's taxonomy places the organism in Eukaryota, Viridiplantae, Streptophyta, Magnoliopsida, Solanales, Convolvulaceae. The record is from the annotation of a GenBank genome assembly.